Messenger RNA from Microplitis demolitor, 1859 nucleotides. RefSeq names its product type 2 phosphatidylinositol 4,5-bisphosphate 4-phosphatase. Gene Ontology annotation, molecular function: phosphatidylinositol-4,5-bisphosphate 4-phosphatase activity. NCBI's taxonomy places the organism in Eukaryota, Metazoa, Arthropoda, Insecta, Hymenoptera, Braconidae. Gene Ontology annotation, biological process: phosphatidylinositol dephosphorylation. Gene Ontology annotation, cellular component: late endosome membrane; plasma membrane; lysosomal membrane. The transcript has 6 exons. The record is from RefSeq and is a predicted model, not a curated record. Bases 328 to 1089 code for a protein of 253 amino acids.
AAAACAUAGAUGGCGCUGGAGAAUUAUUCUCGGUCAGUGAAUGUGUCAUCUAAUCCAAGUGAUUUUUUUUUGAGUAUGUGUGUAUGUAGUUUAUUGCAAAUACAUCGAAUUACACAUUUGACAGUAGAGAAACAGUAUGAUGGCGGCUUCAUAACUGUGUCAUAGAUAUGUACCAAGUGUCAAUAUAAAAGUAUAAUAUAUAAUCAUAUUUAUAUAUUUAUAUUUUUAGUAAACAUUGACAGCGACAUAUAGCUGGUGAACGAUAAUUUUGUGACGUAUAAAAAUUAGUUGUUAAUUAGACGGUUAAAUUUUUAUUGUUCUAACAAAAUGGGUGAUGGUCGUGAGGGUGAGCGACAACCGCUCUUAAAAAAUGAAAGUGUCAAUUACAGUUCGCGUACCAGUGAUGCUAUUGAUGGUACACAAUCAAAUGUCAACACAGUUUCACCAAUUGGUCCUGAUGAGGUACCACCACCCUAUCAGUCGGCAAAUCAAAGCGGAAUGCCCAUGGUCACCUGCAGAGUAUGUCAGGCUAUGAUUGAUAUUUCCGGAAAAAAAGAUCAACACGUUGUCAAGUGUAACCAGUGUAAUGAAGCUACGCCAAUAAGAAAUGCUCCACCGGGUAAAAAAUAUGUCAGAUGUCCAUGCCAUUGUUUAUUAAUAUGCAAGAGUUCAUCACAACGUAUUGCUUGUCCCAGGCCAAAUUGCAAACGUAUUAUAAAUCUUGCGCCUAGUCCGGUUACACCACCGGUUCUAUCGAUGCCUGGGAUGUGUCGAGUCUGUUGUGCACAUUGUCAUGACACAUUUUUGUUCAAUACUCUGAAUAAUGCAUUGGCACGAUGUCCACAUUGUCGUAAAGUGUCUUCCGUUGGGCCAGAUUUUGCUAGAGGACGUGGAAUAAUGUUUAUAACUAUUGGAAUAAUUGCACUCGUAAUUGGUAUUUCUGUAACUGUCGGAACGUACACUCUCGUAGGUAACAACGGUGGAAUUUAUGUUGUAUACAUUGGUGCAUUUUUAAUUGCGUUAAUUUGUCUAGCACGUAGUGUCUACUAUUGUACACUAAAGAACAGUCUGAUCGAGGGUCCAUUGUAGAAAUAGUCGACGAUUUAAUAAAAGAAAAUGAUAAGUUAUAGAUAUAUAUUAUAUACUACUAUAUAUAGGAUAAUAACAAAGGAAAAAAAAUCAUAAUACUUUAACCGCUAAAUGUUGCAUAAUCAAUUUAAAUUAAUUACCAUAAUUAAUCAUAAUAAUACAUAAUUAUUUCGGAUAACAAAAAAACUAUAACAGUGACCGAUAAAUUUUGACGAUUAUUCAAUUCGGAUUCUCAUGUAUUAUCGUACAAUAUAAUUAUUUAAACAUUAAAUUUUAAUCUCUUGUUUCUCGACAAGCUUUCGAUAUCAGGUAACACAAAAAAUUAAUAUUGAUGUAAUACGCGGCUGGUCCAGUGAUGGUGCAAAUACGUAAUGAGUCGAGCAGGGCCGAUUUACCUCCAACUGCUAUGAUAACAUCUUACUUUUGGUUUAAAAUAAUGUUUAGUGAUCUUUUUUAUUAUUAUUAUUAUUAUCAUUAUUAUGAUUAUUUGAAUUUAUAAAUUAAUUAUCGCGCGUAUGCAUGCCGAUUUAAACGUAAUCACACGCGUGAUAUUACCCAUCAUUCCUUUAUACGUGUGGGUUAUUUCUGUGUUUUUUUUUUAAUUUUGUAAAGCCUGUGCCGUAUUAUUGAAUUGAUAUAAAUUAAUGAAUUUAACAAAAAUAAAUAAAUAUAUAUAUAUUAAUGUAAAAGUGAAAAAAAGCAAAUGUAUCUAAAGUUAAUUUUAGGGAUAUCAAUAAAUUUUAUGUCAAUAAUUUUGUGUCUAAUUAAUA